AUGUCAAAAACAACUCACAUAGCAGUUAUUCCAAGUCCUGGUUUCAGUCACUUAGUCCCAAUAGUAGAAUUCUCCAAAAGAUUAGUCACAAACCACCCAAAUUUUCACAUCACUUGCAUCAUUCCCUCACUUGGGUCUCUACCUGAUUCCUCAAAAUCAUACCUUGAAACAAUUCCACCAAACAUAAACUCCAUCUUUCUCCCACCAAUCAACAAACAAGACUUACCUCAAGGAGCAUACCCUGCAAUCCUAAUUCAACAAACUGUAACACUCUCUCUACCAUCAAUCCAUCAAGCCUUAAAAUCCUUGACCUCAAAAGCACCUUUAGUUGCUAUAAUUGCUGAUGCUUUUGCAUUUGAAGCACUAGAUUUCGCAAAAGAGUUCAAUUCUUUGUCUUUUCUUUACUUCCCUUGUUCGGCUUUUGUACUUUCACAUGUUUUACACUUUCCAAAACUUGAUCAAGAGGUUUCAUGUGAAUACAAAGAUUUACAAGAACCUAUAAAGUUACAAGGGUGUGUACCAAUCAAUGGUAUUGAUCUUCCAACACCAACACAAAAUAGGUCAAGUGAAGCUUACAAAAUGUAUCUUCAGCGUGCAAAACACUUGCAUUUUGUUGAUGGAAUCCUUUUUAAUAGCUUCUUUGAAUUGGAAUCAAGUGUUAUAGAAGCAUUGGAACAAACGGGUCAUGGAAAAAUCAGUUUUUUUCCUGUGGGACCCAUUACACAGAUAGGGUCAUCUAAUAGUAAUGAUGUUGAUGAUGAAUUUGAAUGUUUGAAAUGGUUGAAAAAACAACCACAGAAUUCUGUUUUGUAUGUUUCUUUUGGAAGUGGUGGAACACUCUCUCAAAAGCAAAUCAAUGAGCUAGCUUUUGGUUUGGAGUUGAGUGGUCAAAGAUUCAUUUGGGUUGUGAGAGCACCAAGUGAUUCAGUUAAUGCUGCUUAUCUUGAAACUACAAAUGAGGAUCCUUUGAAAUUUCUACCACAAGGAUUUUUGGAAAGAACCAAAGAAAAAGGUUUGAUUUUGCCAUCAUGGGCACCUCAAGUUGAAAUACUUAAGCAAAAUUCAGUUGGUGGAUUUUUAAGUCAUUGCGGUUGGAAUUCGAUUUUGGAGAGUAUACAAGAGGGGGUGCCAAUAGUAGCUUGGCCUUUAUUUGCAGAACAAGCCAUGAACGCUGUUAUGUUAAGUGAUGGUCUUAAAGUGGCACUGAGGUUGAAAUUUGAAGAUGGUGAAAUUGUUGAAAAGGAAGAAAUUGCAAAGGUGAUUAAGUGUGUCAUGGAAGGAGAAGAAGGGAAAGGAAUGCGGGAAAGAAUGAAGAAAUUAAAAGAUUCUGCUGUUAAUGCACUGAAAUAUGAUGGUUCUUCGGUACAGACUUUGUCUCAGUUGGCUAAGAAAUUGGAAAUUUUUGGUGGGAUAUAG
Messenger RNA from Vicia faba (fava bean), 1416 nucleotides. The record is from the annotation of a GenBank genome assembly. NCBI's taxonomy places the organism in Eukaryota, Viridiplantae, Streptophyta, Magnoliopsida, Fabales, Fabaceae.